Cyphomyrmex costatus is the source of this 1450-nucleotide messenger RNA. RefSeq names its product NADH dehydrogenase (ubiquinone) subunit ND-42 (gene ND-42). The coding region runs from base 141 to 1409 and encodes 422 amino acids. Gene Ontology annotation, biological process: mitochondrial electron transport, NADH to ubiquinone. Lineage: Eukaryota; Metazoa; Arthropoda; Insecta; Hymenoptera; Formicidae. Gene Ontology annotation, cellular component: respiratory chain complex I; cytoplasm. The record is from RefSeq and is a predicted model, not a curated record. The transcript is spliced from 4 exons.
CUGUAGUGUGAUUACGCCUUUACGGAGGUUUAUGUCAUAUUGGGAAAGAAUACAUCCAGCGAUGUUUUCUUACGCGUUAAUUUAUAGCAUGUAAUAUACAAUUUUCUUUUCGUUUAAAGUUUAUACUUUGCAAUAACAAAAUGGCAUCACUUGCUCGCGUUGGUUUCGUGAAACUCGGAUACAACAAUCUUACUAGACAAUUAUGUAAGGUAACAGCUACCAGCAAUGUAAUGCAAUUGGCCUUCAUUGCACAAAAAGCGAAACGAAUAAAUUGUCGACAUCUCGCACCGUUUGAUUAUCUGCAUAAAAAAUAUGGGUUUUGGGCACAAAUGUUUGAUCCGAUGGUUGAUCGUUGCGAUGAGAAUUCCAAGGUGAUCGUCGUCGAAGGUCCGAUUGCUGCAGGAAAGUCUAAAGUGGCCGCAAAAUUGGCUGAGGAGUUUGAGAUGGUCUAUCUACCACCACCGACUUUCGAUGAGUAUUAUAUAAAUGAAUAUGGAUACGAUAUACGUACGCUGGACGAUAGAUUGUCUGUGGGUUCACAAUCGUGUGACGUGCAGAAAUUUCUGACAAAUCCGUAUCAUCCCAAUGUGCCCAUGUUUCAAUUUCAUUAUUUUCAAUUGAAAUUCGAUCAGUAUAUCACUACUCUACUGCAUUUGCUCUCAACUGGCCAAGGAGUGGUGCUCAACCGUUCUUUCUAUAGCGAUUAUGUAUUCGCAAAAGCGAUGACUAACGCUGGUUAUAUGCGUUCGGAAGCAUUAACAUUUUACCAUGAAAUCGUAGACAUGGCCAAGUUACAGAUGUUGAGACCUCAUUUAAUCAUUUAUUUGGACGUACCUGUGAAUACAGUUAUGGAAAAAAUAAAAAAACGUAGCAUACCAUACGAAGUAAAUUCAAAAGUACUCACCUCAGAGUAUCUCCAAGAUAUUGAAAAUAUAUACAAGUUGGAUUAUUUGAGAAGUAUUGAAGAACAUUCUCAUGUUCUAAUCUAUGACUGGACAAACGAGGGAGACAUUACUUACAUGGUCGAAGAUAUUGAAACGCUAAAUUUUGAUUAUGAGGAUAAAACAGCUAAGAAAAUGUCUGAUUGGAGAUUUGAAAGCGUUCAGGAUCUUCGAACUAAAAGACAAUAUUAUGAAAAUAGAUAUCACUUACAUAUAGACUAUUGGAGAAACAAGUAUUCAAUACCAGAAUUGCACUAUACAGCUGAAGAAAAGAAAGAAAUGUAUGAAAUAAUGCAAACGGUACCCGGAUAUAAGUACACUAAAGGAUAUAACACCAAUUUAGGAGAUAAAAAUAUUUUGUGGAAAAAAGAUCCUCCCUUUUAUUUAUCAACUCUAAGACCUAGUGCACGCGAAGUAGAUGUGCUGGUUAAUGAAAUGGAGAAACUCAAGGCCGCGGCGACGGUGUGAGAACGAAAAAAAAGAUAUAUCUAGGAAAGAAAUAGAGCUUG